AUGGCGAAUUAAUAUCGCUGUAUGCCUAAUUAAGCUCCACCGUUUGAUUAUAUAAAAUUAAAAGUGACAAUAUGGAGCAAAGAUUCACAUUAAUUAUUUGAUUACGAGAAUAAUGACAAUAAACAAAUAAUUUUUAAAAUAAAAUCAUCAGGAACAUUACUAUUAACCCAAAAAGAAAUGAAGUAUACAAAAAAAUAAGUAUUCGAGGACAAUUUAAUAGAGAAUGUCCCAUAAAAUUAAAACAUAUUUAAAAUUAUAAAAAACAAAGUAGAUAAUCAUUUUUAUCUUCGUCAAAUCUUGGAUAAUUAGCAAUAACCAACAUCUUAAAGUUGCUGGAUAGUUGCCUAAUCUGUUUAGAAAUGCAAAAACAAAGGUUUUAGGCUUAUUUAGGGCGAUUUUUUUAAACUUGGACGUUUGAAAUUUCGAAUUCGUUAAAUUUGUGAACCAGGUAAAAAAGUUCAAUAAUAAAUAUAGCAAAUUAUCGAAGAAUAAACUGAAGUUGUAUCUGAUUUAGAAACUAUUACUGAAUAAAUAACUAUGAGAAGAAAUAUUCCUAUGUGUAAAAUAUGUCUUUCGGAAUAACAAGAAGCUGAAAAUCCAUUAGUUAAUCCUUGCAAAUGCACAGGAAGCAUGAAAUUUGUCCAUAUAUAAUGUAUUUAAUAUUGGGUAAGGAGUAAACUCUAAAAUAAUUAUUCAAACCCAAACUGUAUUGUUCUUUUAACAAAAUUUUUUGAAUGUGAACUAUGUAAAACAAAAUACCCACCUAAAUUUAAUUCUGAAGGAAGAAUAUAUGAUAUUGUAGAAUAUUCAAAACCUGAUGAUGGCUUCCCUUAUAUAGUCCUUGAAGUUUUCACAGGAAAUAAAAUGUAAAUUUUUGGUACAUAUUUAUUAAAGUUAUCUGGAAAAAACACUUUUACUAUUGGAAGAUCGCAUGAUGCUGAUAUUAAAGUUUCUGAUAUUUCUGUUUCUAGAUAACAUGCUUAACUAUUUUACGAUAAUAAGACUAACUAGAUCUUUAUUAAAGAUAAAAAUUCUAAAUUUGGAAGCCUUGUUUUGAUGAGAAAUGAUCUUAAAAUGUGUAAAGAAGUUGAUAAAGUUUAAAUAUAAAAUGGAAGAACACAUAUUUAAUUAAUUUACGAUAAACCUAAAUCAAAUAUUAUUAGCUCAUGUAUGGGAAAUAAUGAUAAUUAUGAUAAUUUAGCUAUAAUAAGUGAAGAUGAGAAUGACUUUUAAUAUGAUACUUAAUGA
Messenger RNA from Ichthyophthirius multifiliis, 1248 nucleotides. RefSeq lists its product as hypothetical. Gene Ontology annotation, molecular function: zinc ion binding; protein binding. Lineage: Eukaryota; Ciliophora; Oligohymenophorea; Hymenostomatida. The transcript has 2 exons. The record is from RefSeq and is a predicted model, not a curated record.